This is a messenger RNA of Adineta steineri, 309 nucleotides long. Lineage: Eukaryota; Metazoa; Rotifera; Eurotatoria; Adinetida; Adinetidae. The record is from the annotation of a GenBank genome assembly.
AUGGCUGAACGAUCAUCAUUACCAGUCUCAGUUCAUGAAUCACUAAUGACAAUUCUCAAUGAAAUAGGUGAUAGUGAUAUCAACUUUGCAAGUCAUGAAUUACUUUCAUCAUAUCCAAAUACCAUUACAAUAUCAGAUGUUCAUGAAACAAGUACAAUUGAUGAAGAAUAUCAAAUACGAACAUUAGGCCAACAUAAUAUGGCUAGAAUGUCGAUUUUACCAACUUUUCCAUCGGCCGUUUCUCAAUCAUCACCAACAAUAGCAAAUUUGCUCUUAGCAAAUGUGUCACGUAUGAAAUUCUUUAUUUAG